Sinocyclocheilus rhinocerous is the source of this 6316-nucleotide messenger RNA. RefSeq names its product dedicator of cytokinesis protein 7-like. Gene Ontology annotation, molecular function: guanyl-nucleotide exchange factor activity. Gene Ontology annotation, biological process: small GTPase-mediated signal transduction; axonogenesis; positive regulation of GTPase activity. The record is from RefSeq and is a predicted model, not a curated record. Lineage: Eukaryota; Metazoa; Chordata; Actinopteri; Cypriniformes; Cyprinidae.
UCGCGGCUGGAACGCUGGAGUUACUCUCGAGCACUCAGCGGCUACAGUCAUGGCUGAGCGCCGCGCCUUUGCCCAGAAAAUCAGCAGGACUGUAGCGGCUGAGGUCAGGAAGCAGAUUGCUGGUCAGUACGGAGGCUCACCUCAACUUCUCAAAAACCUCAGUGUGGGUGGGAAUGCAACUAGCAAUGCUAUUCCUCUGACAGAGGCUGUAGAGCCAGUGGAUUUUGAAGAGUAUUUGAUCACGCACCCUCCCCUUAUAGAGUCAGGACCUCUGAGAGAUCUGAUCGAGUUUCCUCCAGAUGACAUUGAAGUGCUUUACACGCCAAGAGAGUGCCGAACUCUUGGCCAGGAUGUGCCUGAGGAGGGUGAGAAUGAUUCACACGUUAGAGACUGCACCCGGUCUUACACUGAGGACUGGGCCAUCGUUAACCGCAAGUACCACAAGUUGGGCACCGCAUUUAAUCCCAACACUUUGGAUAAGCAGAAGGAGAGGCAAAGAGGUUUACCCAAGCAAGUUUUUGAGUCUGACGAGUUGCCAGAUCACAGCAGCUAUCAAGAUGAUCAGGAUGAUCUGAAGCGAAGGUCCAUGUCAAUUGAUGACACUCCACGUGGCAGCUGGGCUUGCAGUAUAUUUGACCUGAAGAACUCUCAGCCUGAUGCUCUGCUGCCUCACCUUCUGGAUCGAGUACCCAACGAAGAAAUCGACCGCCACAAUGAGGACCAGCGCAAGUCAAACCGCCAUCGAGAGCUCUUCGCACUGCAUCCUGCUUUGGAUGAGGAUGAACCCAUUGAGCGCCACUGUGUGCCUGAUGUUCCAAAAGAACAUUUUGGUCAAAGGCUUCUUGUCAAGUGCUUGUCCUUGAAGUUUGAGAUAGAAAUUGAGCCAAUAUUUGCAAGUUUGGCCUUAUAUGAUAUCAAAGAAAAGAAAAGGAUAUCAGAGAACUUUUACUUCGAUUUGAACUCUGAGCAAACGAAGGCCAUGCUGCGACCGCACAUCCCAUCUGCUGCUAUCUCCACCCUGGCCCGCUCUGCUGUCUUUUCAAUCACCUACCCUUCUCAAGACGUCUUCCUUGUUAUCAAGCUUGAGAAGGUGCUUCAGCAGGGAGACAUUGGAGAGUGUGCAGAGCCUUACAUGGUCUUUAAAGAGUCAGAUGCUGCCAAAAAUAAGGAAAAGCUUGAGAAGCUACGCAGUCAGUCCGAACAGUUCUGUCAGCGACUAGGGCGUUAUCGGAUGCCCUUUGCCUGGACGGCCAUACACCUCAUGAAUAUAGUGAACAGUGCCGGCAGCCUAGAGAGAGACACAGAGCUGGAGAUGGGGCUGUCAGAACGGAAAGGCUCUUGGUCUGAACGGAGGAACUCUAGUAUUGUGGGACGUCGUUCGCUGGAGAGAACCACCAGCGGAGAUGAAUCAUGCAGUCUGACCAGCUUCAGACCAGCUACCCUGACAGUCACCAACUUCUUCAAACAGGAAGGAGAUCGACUAAGUGAUGAAGAUCUCUACAAGUUCCUAGCUGACAUGAGGCGCCCAUCCUCUGUGCUGCGUAGACUGAGGCCCAUUACAGCCCAGCUGAAGAUUGACAUCUCACCAGCCCCCGAGAACCCUCACUAUUGCCUGACACCUGAUCUGCUCCAAGUGAUGCCUUACCCAGAUAGUCGAGUGCGGCCAACAAAAGAGAUCCUGGAGUUCCCUGCCAGGGACAUUUAUGUGCCCAACACCACUUACAGGAACCUGCUGUAUGUGAACCCACAGAGCCUGAACUUUGCUAACCGUCAAGGCUCAGCCCGUAACAUUACAGUGAAAGUACAGUUCAUGAAUGGGGAAGAUCCUAGCAAUGCUAUGCCUGUAAUCUUUGGGAAAUCCAGUUGUGCAGAGUAUUCAAAGGAGGCGUACACUGCUGUAGUCUAUCACAAUCGAUCGCCAGAUUUCCAUGAAGAAGUUAAAAUCAAGCUACCAGCCUCGCUGACCGACCAUCAUCACAUCCUUUUUACUUUCUAUCAUGUCAGCUGUCAACAGAAACAGAACACUCCACUGGAGACGCCUGUUGGAUACACGUGGAUUCCCAUGCUGCAAAAUGGACGCUUGAGAACAGGUCACUUCUGCCUUCCAGUAUCUCUGGAGAAACCGCCUCAGUCUUACUCUGUUCUCUCUCCUGAUGUUCCCCUUCCUGGAAUGAAAUGGGUGGAUAACCACAGAGGGGUGUUUAAUGUAGAGGUUGUGGCUGCAUCCACCAUCCACACACAGGACCAGUUUUUAGAUAAGUUCUUUGCACUGGUGCAUGCGCUGGAUGAGCAUAUGUUCCCUGUGAGGAUAGGAGACAUGCGCAUUAUGGAGAAUAAUCUGGAGGCUGAGCUACUGCCCAACAUGGACCCCAACUCCCCCUCUCCAGGCCCAGGAGGAUUGGGCGGUUCAGUGCAUUAUGCCACCAUGGCCCGUUCUUCUGUUAGACCUGCAAGCCUCAACCUCAACCGCUCUCGUAGCCUUAGCAACAGCAACCCAGACAUCUCUGGCACUCCAACUUCCCCAGAUGAUGAAGUACGGUCCAUCAUUGGCAGCAAGGGCUUAGAUCGCUCCAACUCCUGGGUGCAUACCAUGGGGUGCAAAAGCUCCCCCUGGGGGACCAGCCCUGGCUCAUCAUCCGAUGCUAAGCAGGCCAUGGAGCGCAGUGGCAAUCGCAUGUCAUCGCACACUGAGAGCGCCAGUUUCUUGCAAACAUUAACAGGACGCUUGCCGACCAAAAAGCUCUUUCAUGAGGAGCUUGCCCUGCAGUGGGUGGUCAGCAGUGGCAGCGUGAGGGAGGGAGCCCUGCAACAGGCCUGGUUCUUCUUUGAGCUUAUGGUUAAGAGCAUCAUUCACCACUUAUACUUUACUGACCGCCUGCAGUCUCCCAGGAAGAACCGCUUCCCUGAGCGCUUCAUGGAUGACAUCACCGCUCUGGUUAGCACCAUUGCAGGUGACAUCGUCUCACGUUUCCAGAAGGAUCUUGAGUUGGUGGAAAGGCUCAACACCAGCUUGGCCUUCUUCCUCAAUGACCUCCUGUCAGUCAUGGAUAGAGGCUUUGUCUUCUCUCUCAUCAAAACCUACUGGAAACAGGUGUCCACCAAGCUCUAUGCACUACAGAACCCCACUCUAGAGUCUCUGAGACUAGACUUCCUGAGGAUCAUCUGUAGCCAUGAACACUACGUCACUCUAAACCUGCCCUUCAGUCUACUUACACCCCCAGCCUCCCCCUCUCCUUCAGUCUCCUCUGCCACAUCUCAGAGUUCUGGAUUCUCUACCCAUGUGCAGGACCAAAAGAUUGCCAACAUGUUUGAGCUGUCUGUGCCCUUCAGAGAGCAGCAUUACCUCACUGGUCUGGUUCUGACAGAGCUGGCUGUAAUACUCGACCCUGAGGCUGACGGGAUGUUUGGUCUUCAUAAGAAGGUCAUCAGCGUGGUUCAUAAUCUGCUGUCCAGUCAUGACUCGGACCCACGUUAUGCUGACCCUGAGGUCAAAGCUCGAGUUGCACUGCUCUACCUACCACUCAUAGGCAUUGUGAUGGAAACCCUUCCCCAGCUCCAUGAUUUCACCGAAUCCCAUAAUCAGUGGGGGCGUCCUGGUGGUCCAGGUACCGAGGAGCAGGAAGCUGAGGGCAACAGUAUGAUUAGCCAGACUGUUGCAAUGGCAAUUGCAGGGACCUCUGUGCCACAGAUGUCACGGCCUAGUAGUUUUCUGCUCAAUCCACAGGCCACCCGUCAGCAUGGCUCGUUCUCAGCUGAGUCCAGUCGUAGUCUGCUCAUCUGUCUGCUGUGGGUGCUGAAGAAUGCCGAUGAGAUGGUGCUUCAGAAAUGGUUCACUGACCUGUCUGUCUCGCAGCUCAAUCGCCUGUUGGACCUGCUCUACCUCUGUGCCUCCUGCUUUGAAUACAAGGCCCAUUUUUUGUUCAUGCAGGGCAAAAAGGCAUUUGAACGUAUGAACAGUCUAACCUUUAAGAAAUCCAAAGACAUGAAAGCCAAGUUGGAAGAAGCCAUCCUAGGCAGUAUUGGAGCCAGACAGGAGAUGGUGCGACGGAGCAGGGGGCAGCUUGAGAGAAGUCCAUCAGGCAGUGCUUUUGGCAGCCAAGAAAACCUGCGCUGGAGAAAAGACAUGACCCAUUGGCGCCAGACCAGCGAAAAGAUGGACAAGGGCCAGAGAUCAGUCAGGACCAGGGCUGAGCUGGAGCAUGAAGCAAUUAUUGAUGGCAACUUGGCAACUGAAGCUAAUCUCAUCAUAUUGGAUACACUAGAAAUAAUAGUUCAGACCGUAUCAGUGACGGAGUCCAAAGAAAGCAUUCUGGGAGGGGUUCUGAAAGUCCUGCUACACAGCAUGGCAUGUAAUCAAAGUGCCCUGUAUUUGCAACACUGCUUCGCUACACAGAGAGCUCUCGUGUCAAAGUUUCCAGAGCUGCUGUUUGAGGAGGAGACAGAGCAGUGUGCUGACCUGUGCCUGCGGCUCCUGAGGAAUUGUAGCAGUAGCAUCAGCACCAUCAGAGCCCAUGCCAGCGCCUCCCUCUACCUCCUCAUGAGACAGAACUUUGAGAUCGGAAAUAACUUUGCACGAGUGAAAAUGCAGGUGACCAUGUCUCUUUCGUCUCUGGUGGGUACGUCCCAGAACUUCAAUGAGGAGUUUCUGCGGCGUUCACUCAAGACCAUCCUCACGUAUGCAGAAGAGGACCUAGAGCUCAGAGAAACCACCUUUUCUGACCAGGUUCAAGAUCUGGUGUUUAACCUGCACAUGAUUCUUUCGGACACAGUAAAAAUGAAGGAACAUCAAGAAGAUCCAGAGAUGCUAAUUGAUCUGAUGUACAGGAUUGCUAAGGGCUACCAGACAUCCCCGGAUCUACGACUGACCUGGCUGCAAAAUAUGGCCGGGAAGCACUCAGAGAGGAAUAAUCAUGCAGAGGCAGCUCAAUGCUUGGUACACAGCGCCGCCCUGGUGGCUGAGUACCUCAGCAUGCUGGAGGACCGCAAGUACCUGCCUGUGGGCUGUGUCACCUUUCAGAACAUUUCCUCUAAUGUGCUGGAAGAAUCGGCUGUGUCAGAUGACGUGGUGUCACCAGACGAGGAGGGCAUCUGCUCUGGGAAGUACUUCACUGAGGCAGGCUUAGUUGGGUUGCUGGAACAGGCUGCAGCCUCCUUUUCUAUGGCUGGUAUGUACGAAGCAGUGAACGAAGUCUACAAGGUGCUCAUCCCUAUUCACGAGGCCAACAGGGAUGCCAAGAAAUUAGCCACUAUUCAUGGUAAACUUCAGGAAGCCUUUGGCAAAAUUGUACACCAGAGCACAGGCUGGGAGCGGAUGUUUGGCACUUAUUUCAGAGUUGGAUUUUAUGGUUCUAAAUUGGGUGACUUGGAUGAGCAGGAGUUUGUCUACAAAGAGCCAGCCAUCACCAAGCUGGCAGAAAUCUCACAUCGGCUUGAGAGUUUCUAUGGUGAAAGGUUUGGUGAGGACCAAGUGGAAGUUAUUAAAGAUUCCAAUCCAGUUGACAAGUGUAAAUUGGACCCAAAUAAGGCCUUCAUUCAGAUCACGUACGUUGAACCAUAUUUUGACACUUAUGAAAUGAAGGACCGCAUCACGUACUUCGAUAAGAACUACAACCUGCGCCGCUUCGUCUACUGCACGCCGUUCACACUCGACGGAAGAGCUCACGGUGACCUGCACGAACAGUUUAAACGAAAGACCAUUCUCACUACCUCCCACGCUUUCCCCUACAUCAAGACCCGCAUCAACAUCAUCCAUAAAGAGGAGAUAAUUUCCACGCCUAUUGAAGUAGCCAUUGAGGACAUGCAGAAGAAGACACAGGAGCUGGCUUUUGCCACUCAUCAAGACCCAUCUGAUGCUAAAAUGUUACAGAUGGUUCUGCAGGGGUCUGUUGGCACCACUGUUAACCAGGGCCCUCUUGAGGUGGCCCAGGUAUUUCUGUCUGAGAUCCCAAGUGAUCCUAAACUCUACAGGCACCAUAAUAAACUGCGACUGUGCUUCAAAGACUUCACCAAGAGAUGUGAAGAUGCCCUUCGCAAAAAUAAGAGUCUGAUUGGUCCAGACCAGAAAGAGUAUCAGAGAGAGCUGGAGAGGAACUACCACAGACUGAAAGAAGCUCUGCAGCCUCUCAUUAACAGGAAGAUCCCACAACUCUACAAACCUGUGUUACAGGUGAACUCACACAGAGACUCUUUUAGCAGAAUGAGCCUUCGCAAGCUAGACGUGUGAAGAUUGAAGAAAUAAAAAGAACAAAUGCAAUUUUAUUUAUUUGUAUAUAUCAGUCCUCCUCACAAUAUCAGUGUUUCUGCCAUAAAGUAAAAA